This is a messenger RNA of Tetrahymena thermophila SB210, 1821 nucleotides long. RefSeq lists its product as hypothetical. The record is from RefSeq and is a predicted model, not a curated record. NCBI's taxonomy places the organism in Eukaryota, Ciliophora, Oligohymenophorea, Hymenostomatida, Tetrahymenidae. The transcript has 8 exons.
AUGCAAUAAGAUGGAGAUUAUCAGAUGGAAUUGCAGUCAUCCUCUUCUAGAAGGAGGUAAAGAAGUUUGAACUCUUCCAAAUCUAAGAGAAGAGAUUUAAAGAGAUCUAAAAGUUGUAAAAAUUUUGAUCAAAUUUGUAAACACACCUUCACAUUUAGAUAAUUGUCUGAGGAAAUAAAUGGGCUACUACCAUUAGAAGUUACUAUUAAAAUGUGUCCCUAAAAAUAAAAGAUAUAUGAUGGAUCAACAGAAAAGCUUAACACUUUUCCUGUGAUAAUAAUUGAUGAAAAACCUCAUAUGCCUCUCUUUGUAAAUGAGUGUGAAAUAAAAGCCUAUAUGGAGCAUGAAGAAGAGUUGUUACAAAACUACGAAGAAAAGAGAAGAAUAUAAAUUAAGCCUUCAUUUGGAGAUCAUGCACCUAAAGAAUAAUUUUGUAGUGUCUGUAUGGUUAAAUAUGAAAAUUCUUAUUUGGAGCAUAUCCAAUCUGUAUAACACAAAAGCAAAUAUAGACAAAAUCAGUAUGCCAAAAUUAUUUGUGAUUUAGAAUUAGAAUGGAAAAAGUAAAAGCAAGAUUUAGAUCAUUCUUCAAAUGCUAAGAACAAUCAAAUGGAAGAUUUUGAAAACCUCAAAACUUUAGUUGAUUCUGAGUAGAGCAACUAGAUCAAGAAUGCAAAACUUUUUAAUGAGCCCUAAAAAAAUUUAUUUGAAGAUUAGGAAAAGAAUAUUGGAGAAAACAACUAAAAUAUUUGGAAUUUACAAUAAGUCAAUUUAAUCUAAUCAAACAAUAAGCUAUAGAAAUGCAAUACAGAUUAAAGCAAUAAAAAGAUUUUUAAUGAUCAAUCAUUUAACACUAAUAAACGAAUGGCAGGCAGUCUUUCCUAUGCUAAAUUUUAAAACCCAGUAAAUUCUGCAUUUAGAAAAUACAAUUUAUCUACCUAGCCAGAUGAGCAAUUUAUUGAUGAAAGUUAAUAGCUUAGACAAUAAUAGUUCACAUACCAAAGCAUAAAGAAUAUAUGUAAAACACUUAAAUUUGAAGAAAAAAAUAUGUAAAGUGAAAAAUUUGAAGAUGGAUCGAUGGCUAAAGAUAAUUGCAAAUAGAUAAAAUAAACAAAUAAGCAAUAAAAAGAAGAAUAAUAGAAAAAAGGAUUUUAAGUUAACAAAAGUUUCUUCAAGGAACAUCUGCUAUAUAAUCACUUAAAAUAAAAAUAAAUUGCAUUAGAAUUACAACAAAAACAAGAAGACAUGAAAGAAAAUAAUUUAAACUUUUGUUCAAAUUAAGAAAGUAUUCUUAAACUUGGCUAUGAAAACUAAGUUAGUUCAGAUAUGGAUUCGAACAGAAGUGCUAAAAAUAUUGAAACUAAAGGUUAAAGCAGCUCUGCUUAAAAAUUUGUAUAAAGAAAUAACUAACAUCAAAAAGACUCAUAGCUUUUAUAAAUAUCAAGAGCAUCUUCUUCAAGUUGCUCUAGAAAAAAUUAAUCUCACUCAAAAAGUUGUAAUGGGGGUUAUAAGUUUAGUUUUGAUGAAAUUUAAUCUUUUUAAGCCAAAGAAGCAGAAGGCUAAAUAUCAUAAUAAGAAUCGAAAUUACCAGAUACAAAAUAGAAAGAACAUAACUAUCAGCCAAUAUCCAAAAAUAAAAAAAGAAGUUUUUAAGAAUAUAAUUAUUAAAGAGGCAUGUAAAUGAGUUGUGAAGAAGAAAUAAGCAUAAAUAAAAAAUUUAAAAUAUUUGGGAUAGGCACAACUGAAAUAAAAUCCAUUUGGUAACAAUUCAAGGAUAUAUUUGCAUUACAGUUUACAGGAGUCAAAACAAAACAAAAUAAUUGA